AUGGCCGGGCUGCAGCGGACAGGGCGCGAUGUCCCGGCCACCUCCCCGGGCGGCCGACCAACGACCCGCCAACCCGACGGCAAGCGCCGGGAGCGGGCCGCAACGCGGGGAGGAACCGUCAUGACGAAGCCGCAGAACGGCGCGGCGCGCUGCGCCGUGCUUGUCGGGCCCUACGGCAGUGGCAAGACCAGCCUGCUCGAGGCCCUGCUCUUCGCCGCCGGGGCGACAGAGCGCAAGGGGGGCGUCGGCGACAGCUCGGCCGAGGCCAAGGCACGGAGCAUGAGCGUCGAGCCCAACGCCGCCCACGCCACCUACCUGGGCGAGCCCUGGUCCUUUCUGGACUGUCCCGGCUCCGUCGAGCUGGCGCAGGACGCCCAGGACGCGCUGAUCGCCGCCGACGUGGCGGUGGUGGUGGCCGAGCCGGAGGCGGCCAAGGCGCCGGCGCUGGCGCCGCUGCUCAAGUUCCUCGACGACCGCCAGGUCCCGCACAUGCUGUUCGUCAACAAGAUGGACCGGCUCAGCGAGAGCGGCGGCGAGCGCGUGCGCGACCUGCUCGCCGCCUUCCAGGCCGCCUCCGCCCGGCCCCUGGUGCUGCGCCAGGUCCCGAUGCGCGAGAACGGCGCGGUGGCCGGCGCCGUCGAUCUGGUCAGCGAGCGGGCCUGGCACUACAACCCGCACGGCCCCUCCAACCUGGUCGAGAUCCCGGGCGAGCUGCGCGAGCGCGAGAGCGCGGCGCGCCAGCAGCUUCUGGAGACCCUGGCCGACUUCGACGACGGCCUGCUGGAGGAGCUGCUGGAGGACAGGGUGCCGGCCGACGAGGAGGUCUACCGCCACCUUUCGACCAACCUCGCCGCCGACCGCAUCGUGCCGGUCUUCCUCGGCGCGGCUGAGCAGGACAACGGCAUCCACCGCCUCUUCAAGGCGCUGCGCCACGAGGCGCCGGGCCCCGAGGUGGCGGCCGGGCGUCUGGGCGUGGCGCCGAAGCAGACGGCGGCGGGCGACGCGGUCUGCGCCGCCGUGGCGCGCACCCUCAACCUGGCCCAUGCGGGCAAGGUCUCGGUGGCCCGCCUGUUCCGCGGCAGCCUGAAGGAGGGCGACCGCCUGGCCGGGCAGCGUCUGGCCGCGCUGUUCCGCGUGCAGGGCGGCCAGCUCGAGAAGGUGAGCGAGGCCAGCGCCGGCGACCUGAUCGGCCUGGGCAAGCUGGAGGGCUUGAGCACCGGCGACCUGGUCUGCCCCGACAGCGUCGCCGCCGCCGACUGGGCCGUGCCGCUGCCGCCGGUCUAUGCCCUGGCGAUCCAGCCGCGCAACCGCAGCGACGAGGUGAAGAUGAGCGCGGCCCUGGCCAAGCUGCUGGAGGAGGAUCGCGCCCUGUCGCAGGAGACCGAUCCCGACACCGGCGAAACCAAGCUGUGGGGCCAGGGCGAGGUGCAUCUGCGCAUCGCGCUCGACAAGCUGGCCGGCCGCUUUCACGUCGAGGUCGACUCCCAGCUGCCGCAGCCCGCCUACAAGGAGACGAUCCGCAAGGGCGGCGAGCAUCACGCCCGCCACAAGCGCCAGACCGGCGGCCACGGACAGUUCGCCGACAUCAAGGUCGCCAUCGCGCCGCAGCCGCGCGGCGCCGGCUUCGCCUUCCACGACCGCAUCGUCGGCGGGGCGGUGCCCAGGCAGUUCAUCCCGGCGGUCGAGGCCGGGGUGCUGGAGGGGCUGCAGCGCGGCCCGCUGGGCUUUCCGGUGGUCGACGUCGCCGUCACCCUCAACGACGGGCAGUUCCACGCCGUCGACUCCUCCGAGAUGGCCUUCAAGACGGCCGGGCGCAUGGCCAUGCAGGACGGGCUGCCGCACUGCGAGCCGGUCCUGCUGGAGCCGAUCCACCUGGUCCGGGUCAGCGUGCCCAACGCCUACACCAGCAAGAUCCACGGCCUGCUCUCCGCGCGCCGCGGCCAAAUCCUCGGCUUCGACGCCAGGCCCGGCUGGGAGGGCUGGGACGAGGUGCAGGCCUACCUGCCGGCGGCCGAGCUGGGCGACCUGAUCAUCGAGCUGCGCUCGCUGACCCAGGGGAUCGGCAGCUUCACCGCCAGCUUCGACCACCUUUCCGAGCUGACCGGGCGCCUCGCCGAGCGGGUGGUGCAGAACCGCCAGGCGGAGUUGUCUUCGACGAUGUCCGAUGCUGCCGAAGCGGCGGCGCGCCGGCUGCUGGCCGCGCGCCGCGACCGCACCCCGCUCGAUGCCCUGCCGGAGGCGCUGCGCCCGGGCGACCUGGACGCCGCCUGGGCGGCGCAGCGCGCCUUCGUCGCGGCCAGCGGGCAGACGCCGAUCGGCUGGAAGCUCGGCGCCACCAGCCGCCGGGCGCAGGCCUUCCUGGGGGUCGACGCGCCCUUUGCCGGCGUGCUCUUCGCCGAGACGACGCGCGAGCUCUCCACCACGCAGGCGACGCAGCCGCUGAGCUUGCGCGCCGACGACUUCCUCUUCCGCCUGAUCGAGCCGGAGUUCGCCCUGCGGCUCGGCCGCGACCUGGAGCCCGGCGGCGCGCCGGAGGAGGUGGCCGCCGCCGUGGCCAGCGUGCAUCCCGCCGUCGAGAUCGUCUCCAGCGCCUUCGGGGCGGCCUGGACCCGGGUCGGCGGGCUCUCGCUGAUCGCCGACAACGCCGCCCACGGCGGCUUCGUGCUGGGGCCGGGCCGGGCGCUGGCGGGCUUCGGCGACCUGCUGGAGCGGCGGGUCCGCCUGACCGUCGACGGCCGCGAGAUCGGCACCGGCAGCGGCGCUGCCGUCGAGGGCGGCGGCCCGCUGGGGGCGCUUGCCUGGCUGGCCAACUUCCUGGCCGGCUACGGGCUGCGGCUGACGGCCGGCAGCCUGGUCACCACCGGCGUGGUCACGCCCUUCGUCGAGGUCGCGGCCGGCCAGGCGGCGGCGGCCGACUUCGGCCCGCUCGGCCGCCUCGAGCUGCGCAUUUCCUGA
Symbiodinium pilosum is the source of this 2955-nucleotide messenger RNA. The record is from the annotation of a GenBank genome assembly. Lineage: Eukaryota; Dinophyceae; Suessiales; Symbiodiniaceae.